AUGAGCUCCAUGAUCGAGGGGAGUGAGGAUGGGGCUCGAGAGGAUGAACCGCAGUUUGAGAAUAACGACCAUGAGCAAUUCCCUGUAACACCGGGGUGGGAAGCCAAUAAUGAGGACGAGCCUUUAUCGGCGACCAACAGUCGGGAUCCUGCUCUGAGGGAGUCGGAUUCUGCUCUUCACAGUGAAUCCGGCGAGGUGCUAUCGGUACAUAAUCGUGAGGUCAACAAGGGAAUUGGGAGCGGGGAUGAUUUCGGAUCAAUACCGGAUGACACUCCGUCGGUUCAAGAUUCAAUUUUGUCAUCGAGAAGUAGUGCUUUUGGCCUCCGUGGUUCACCGUCUAACCUGAGCUCCAGCCCUCAUCGUCCGUUCGAUCGGAGAUUUCAGUCUCGUCUUUCGGUUUCGCUCCCAGGCGCCUUACGACCACGGUCCCCGUCAUUAAUAGGACCUCAUUCACGAAACUCCUCAGUUAGUCACGUCAUUUCCAGCACCCCAGAUCUACUAGAAAGCCCUGCAGCACCAUGGGAAGUAGUUCGAUGGACGAAGCUCAGGAAAAUCACUGGUCAAGCAUUUUCGGAAGUGGGCAAGCGGAACUUCGGCCAACCUGCGUGUAUCUCGAUCUCUACCGCCAUUGUCAUCGGGACGGCCAAGGGUAUUAUAAUGGUGUUUGACUACCAGCAAAAUCUAAAUGCUAUCAUUGGACCGGGAACAAAGGCUAUUGAAUCUGGUCCAAUCACCUCCCUUGCAAUUUCCGCUGAUCACACUACAAUUGCGGCUGGUCAUGGCAGUGGCCAUAUCUUUACCUGGGAAAUUUCGAAACCCGCGCGCCCAUUUCUGCACAUCCCACCAAUACCAACCGGCCAGUUGGAGAACAAGCGGACUGACGGUCAUAUAUCAGGUGUAGCGGUUAUCCACCUGGGUUUCCUGGGCACAAGACACACUGCGUUAGUCUCCGCUGAUGACCACGGUAUGGCAUUUUCACAUCUUGCGAAUAGAGGUAUGGGGGCAGUUGGCCGAGUUGUGCGCACUACACGUAUUUUGGGACGUUAUCCCGAUGCGGUACUGGUUGGUGGCCGACUUCGAAAACCAAGCUCCGUCCUGGCAUUUUCUCCUCUGCCCCUAGGUAACGUCCCACAAGCAACGGACCCGAUAGGUUUGGUUGCACUCCUCACCCCGUAUCUUCUCGUGAUUGUAUCAACGACACCCGUUGCUCGAACUCAGUAUAAAGCCCCUAGGCCAAAGGAAGUUGCUGCCCACAGUGCUCUGACGGCCGCGCUUGCUUGGUUUCCGGCCAUAAAACUGAAAGGGAAAAAUUCCGAAGCGUCGAAGACUAAAUUGGUUUAUUGUUGGUCGAAUGUGCUUACAGUAUUGGAGGUUUCGGAAGUAAAGUCUCCUGAACCUGCGGACAAGGAUAGACCCCCCAGCUUCGAAUUUAAACCGCGAAGUAGAUGGAGAGCGGAAGAAGGGAUUGUUGCUGUACAGUGGAUAAGCCGUUCCGUCCUUGCAGUGAUGACAAUAACUCAGCAGCUGCUAAUCUUGGAGGACAACACCUUGCGAAUGACUGAUUCCUUUGACCUCAUACACAAGCACAUCUAUCACGUGGAUAUAUUUUCGAAGCAACUCCACUCUCUCGUUGAGCAACUGGAUGAGGAAGAUGAAUCGAUGCAUGGAGUAAUUGCGGAUGCUUUUUACAUGAGCUUUAGAGCAUACAAGGGACGACUAUUUCUACUAGGCGUCAAUGAUAUGUCAGUCGGUAGCCUGUCAAAUUGGGCUGACAGGUUACUAUCUCUUAUGGAAGGUGGCGACUUCAUUGGUGCCAUUCGACUUGCAACCUCUUACUAUACAGGCAAUACUGAAAAACUUACCGUCGGCCUCCCAGAGGAGGAUAAUUUGCGCCAUCAAUUAGUACAAGAGAAGUUGUUGGAAAUGAUCUCCGCGUCCAUCAGAUACGCAUUUGGAAGAAAUCAAGAAGCACCCAACGAGCGCCUCAGUCCAAGCCAGCUUGAGGAGCUUGCUGAUUCCUGCAUUGCAGCUUGCGACGCCCUGCAAGAUUAUGAAUUUUUAUUUAACGAAGUUUAUAGUUGGUACGAGGAAUGUGGUUCCGAAGGUAUAAUUUUGGACACCCUCGAACCUUACAUCGUACAAGGCAGUAUUCGAACCUUGCCUCCUACCGCAGUUAAAUCAUUGAUCACCCACUACAUAACGAACCAUACCGCUACUCGACUGGAAGAAAUCAUUUGUUUACUUGAUACAUCAACGAUUGAUAUUGAUCAAGUUACGUCGUUGUGUAAACAACAUAAUUUAUAUGAUGCGUUCAUAUAUGUGUGGACGCGUGCGUUAGGCGAUUAUGUUGGGCCACUUGUUGAGCUCAUCCAUUUGAUUCACCAACAUACGGCUCCUAAUGUUAAUGGAAAUGCAGAUGUCAAAGCAAAGGAUCUUUUUAAUGCGAUGAAGAUGUUCCCUUACCUGUCGUAUGUGUUGACUGGCAGAAUAUACCCCACCGGAGAAGAUUUACCUGAUCUUGAAGCUUCGAAGGCGAAAGCUGCCAUUUACGAUUUCCUUUUCUCGGGAAUUUCAGUGACUUCAAGUUCAAAAAAGGCUGCUUCUCAGGACUCCUUUCUUGACCUUCAAACGAUCCUUGAAUUCGAUACGCCUAGUUUCAUGAGUAUGCUUAACGAAGCCUUCGAGGACAGUUUCUUAAACGAUGCCACUGAUCAAGCCAGCAAUGGAGCAAUUAUGCCAACUUCUAACGAUUCUCCUACCCAUGGCCUAUCUAUUAACCGCCAAUACUUAAUCAGUAUUUUACUUGAAAUUAUGGAAUCUUCCAACUUUGGCCUAGAGAACACCGUCUAUCUUGAUAUGUUUAUUGCCCGGAAUCUGCCCAAAUACCCUCAAUAUAUCCUCCUAUCGGGAUCAACGCUGCAACAAAUACUGAUGAGAUUAUGUCGCUAUCCUAAUCCGGAAAUGAUAGGCGACUGCCAGCUCAGCGCUUUUGUGGAUAUCCUGAAGGUUGGAGAUCUCAAACUUGAUGCCGUACUUCCUUCGAUGGAAAGUAGCGGGGUUAUCGAUGCAGCCAUAAUCCUUCUGGCGCGUCAAGGGGAAGUACGUGCUGCAAUGGACCGGCUGAUCAAACACCUUGGAACCCUUGAGGCUGGCCUGUCAGGGUUAUUGCAGAACGCAAAUGAAAGCCCUGAUUCAGCAAGCAUGGCAGAAGCGGUCGUUGAUCUUAUCCAGUCCUUGGAUAAAUAUACUCAUGUUGGAAUAUGGCUCUGUCAACAGCAGUCGAAUGCGUCUAGACAAUCUCGGGGCGGCGGCAAAUCGAAUAAAACGGGUGCGGCAACUCCCAAGCUAGAGCUAUCGUUCGAGGAGAAUCUUUGGCUCGAUCUUAUUGAAAUGGUAGUCCGCAUAGCUCGUAAUAUGUCUUCUUUGCUGAGGGAAAGUUCGCCCGACAUCGCACGAGAUACCCUGAAUCUUAAGCCCGAUGACACUAGACCUGGCGAGAUUUCCUCAUUCUUCCGGGUACUUGUUCAACAGGUGUUCACUGCUCUGUUGACAAGCACCACAAAAUCCGGCGACAGACCCAGUGGAAAGUCCGACAUGUCCUUUUUACUCAUUUUGCGAGCGUUUCUCACGCGAGUAGCUGCUGCUUCACCAUCUCUUUCAGAGCUUCGAUCUGUGAUUGCAUCAAUAUUUUCUGCAUACACUUAUGAGGAAUCUCUACUCUCCCUCGCUAAUGCAAUGCUAGACAAGGACCUUUUUGUGCAUUGUUUGGUUGCCGACAUCUCUAUCACCGAACGUGUCUGGUGA
Histoplasma mississippiense is the source of this 3804-nucleotide messenger RNA. RefSeq lists its product as hypothetical. The transcript has 6 exons. NCBI's taxonomy places the organism in Eukaryota, Fungi, Ascomycota, Eurotiomycetes, Onygenales, Ajellomycetaceae. Bases 1 to 3804 code for a protein of 1267 amino acids. The record is from RefSeq and is a predicted model, not a curated record. Gene Ontology annotation, molecular function: protein binding. Gene Ontology annotation, biological process: endosomal vesicle fusion; protein targeting to vacuole. Gene Ontology annotation, cellular component: late endosome; HOPS complex.